Messenger RNA from Nicotiana tabacum (common tobacco), 1293 nucleotides. Its product is annotated as eukaryotic translation initiation factor 2 subunit beta. The record is from RefSeq and is a predicted model, not a curated record. Lineage: Eukaryota; Viridiplantae; Streptophyta; Magnoliopsida; Solanales; Solanaceae. Gene Ontology annotation, molecular function: translation initiation factor activity; translation initiation factor binding; mRNA binding. Gene Ontology annotation, biological process: formation of translation preinitiation complex; translational initiation. Gene Ontology annotation, cellular component: eukaryotic translation initiation factor 2 complex.
GUAGCCCAGACUACUCAGGGCAAUAGAGGUUUGUGUUUAAGCAUCAAAUACCUACAGCAAAAAAAUUGACAUAGCAUUCCAUUUUUUCGGCAGAAGCAAAACUGAAGAAGUUGAAAUUAUGGCUGAAGAAGAAUAUCAAAAGGAGAUGAAGGGGGAGUUGCAGGAUGAGGUUGCUGAUAUUGCUCCUUUUGAUCCUACAAAAAAGAAGAAAAAGAAGAAGGUUGUAAUUCAAGAUCCUGCAGAUGACUUGGUUGAUAGCUUGGCUGAGAAAACUGAAAGUUUAUCUGUUUCUGAGGGACUUGAGACUGCAUUUUCUGGUAAAAAGAAGAAGAAGAAACCGGCACACACUGACCUCCUGAGCGACGAGAAGGAAAACGUGGCUGAUGAUGUGGAUGAUCAUUUUGGAGAUGAUGAAGAAGCUGAAGGAAUUGUUCUACAUCAUUAUCCUUGGGAAGGAAGUGAUCGAGAUUAUGAAUACGAGGAGCUUUUGGGCCGAGUAUUCAACAUUCUCCGUGAGAAUAAUCCCGAGCUUGCUGGAGAUAGGCGUAGGACAGUUAUGAGGCCUCCUCAAGUUCUUCGUGAAGGAACAAAGAAAACUGUUUUUGUGAAUUUCAUGGAUCUUUGCAAGACGAUGCACAGACAGCCGGAGCAUGUUAUGACUUUCUUGCUGGCUGAAAUGGGAACAAGUGGAUCACUUGAUGGACAGCAAAGAUUGGUUAUCAAGGGAAGAUUUGCUCCUAAGAACUUUGAAGGAAUCUUGCGGCGCUAUGUCAAUGAGUAUGUCAUCUGCAAUGGCUGUAAAAGUCCGGAUACUAUUCUUUCAAAGGAGAACCGUCUUUUCUUCCUUAGAUGUGAGAAGUGUGGAUCUGGAAGAUCGGUUGCUCCCAUCAAGGCUGGUUUCGUUGCUCGUGUUGGCCGGCGGAAGGCUGGGACCUGAGCUGGGUUCUAGGAUUGUAGCUGGACAAUUUUCUCUCAUACUUGAGUUAGGUAAAGUUCUACUGCAGCUGAGCUGGCUUCUGCGAUUUUGGACAAUUUGUGUCAUACUUCAGUUCGUAAAGUUCUACUGUUGGUUAUGUAUACCCGACGAUAGUUGUUACUUGUGCUGCUUUGCGUAUGAAGAGAAGCUGGUUUACAUCCUGUUCGGAAAGUAUUGAAGAUGGCUCACAAAUGCCCCGUUAACUUUUUGGUCUAAAAAUAUCUUCAAUGUUUUUUGGGCUCAAAUACAUCCCCGAAACUAACGGACCAUGGAUGGAUAAAUUUGAAUAUUUAAAAUAGCCAUGUGGCAUUCCCUAA